Messenger RNA from Exophiala oligosperma, 1576 nucleotides. RefSeq lists its product as uncharacterized. Gene Ontology annotation, molecular function: rRNA primary transcript binding. The record is from RefSeq and is a predicted model, not a curated record. NCBI's taxonomy places the organism in Eukaryota, Fungi, Ascomycota, Eurotiomycetes, Chaetothyriales, Herpotrichiellaceae. Gene Ontology annotation, cellular component: preribosome, large subunit precursor; nucleolus. Gene Ontology annotation, biological process: maturation of 5.8S rRNA; maturation of LSU-rRNA. The transcript has a single exon. The coding region runs from base 100 to 1446 and encodes 448 amino acids.
CGCAAACCGGCUGUCAUUGUUGUCUUUGCUCCUUUUUCUGUACACUUUGAGUUGGAAUGCGUGAAACCCCCUUCUAGGUAUCGUAGAAAAAACCUAUCAAUGGGCAAAAAGGGCACGAGACUCUCCGACAAGGCUGCUCUACCUUUCAAAACCGCCAACAAGCAGCGGCGGCAAGACCUGCACGUAAAGCAGAAACGAGCACGGGAUGCCUUGAAACGAUCAGAGAGAUUUGGGCGGAAGAAGGAAGAGGCCAAGAACCCACAACUGAGAGAAGAGCGUCUGCGACGCAAUGUGCCCGCCACAAUCGACAAGAAGCGGGUGUACGACGAGGUUCAAGAGGAGCCGGAGAACGGCGGUCUUGGACUGGCCUACGACGUGGAACGUUUGAAACGAAGAAAACUUGCCGAAGAGCAAGAGCUCCCUGUUGAUCAAGACCACCACCAGUCUGGAUCCGGACCGGAUGGAGAUGAAGAUGAUGACGAGGACGAUGCGGAUUCCAUGCUCGAAGACAGCGAUGACGACGACGACGACGACGCCGAGGAAGAAGACCUCGAACCUUCCGAGAUAGACGACACCUCCCACGACCCUCUCCCCUCCAAGUCUCAACUUAUGAAUACUGCAUCUUCUUCGAGAGCCCCCCGCGCCCUCUCGCCGACGCGAAGCACCACGUCCACGAACCUCUCCCUCGCCCCGGCCGCCCUGGCGGCCAAAUUUCCCUCCCUCUUCCCUUCGCCAGACGCAACAGGCCCUCCACCCACCCCGAAGAUCCUGAUCACGACGUCGAUCAACUCGACGCUGCACAAAGAAGCCGCCAUCCUGACGGCCUUGUUCCCCAACUCCAAGUACAUCCGGCGCUCCUCCCACCGCUACGGGUACAAAUUCUCCGUGCGCGAGAUCGCCUCGUUCGCCCACAACGAAUCCUACACGGCCGUCAUGGUGCUCGAGGAGGACCAGAAGAGGCCCUCUGGGUUGACGGUCGUCCACCUCCCCGAGGGGCCCACCUUCCACUUUUCGAUAUCCAAUUGGUACACCUCCAAGAGCAUCCCGGGCCACGGCCGCGCGACCGACCACAUCCCCGAACUGAUCCUGAACAACUUCACCACCCCUCUGGGUUUGCUGACGGCACACCUGUUUCGGUCCCUCUUCCCGGCGACGCCCGAUCUGAAGGGCCGUCAAGUCUUGACCCUGCACAACCAGCGUGAUUACAUUUUCCUCCGGCGGCAUCGCUACAUCUUCCGCGACAAGCGGGAGUCCGAAAAGUCUGUGGUCGGACCCGACGGUCGAGAGGUCAAGGGCGUCGAGGGCAUCCGCGCCGGCCUCCAGGAGCUCGGCCCCAGGAUGACGCUGAAGCUCAGGCGCGUGGACAAGGGCAUCCAGAGGCGGAGCGGGCAGGAUUGGGAGUGGAAGGCACGGAUGGAGAAGAGCAGGACCAAGUUCCAGCUUUGAGAGAGAUGGGUUGACCCUACUACAGUCAGAAAGGCUCUGGUCAAUAUGAUUAUGAGAUUUAUCAAAGCGGACAGGGUUAAGGAGACUUGAGAAGUAUUUAUCCUUUCAACGAACAAUUAAUUGAACAACC